AUGCGGAUGUUCUGGCAGUUCCAGCGCAGCGGCUCGGAGCCUGACGAGGCGCUGCUCACCGCCGCGGUGCGGGCGGCGCAGCGCGGCGGGCUCUGGGAGCAGUCGCUGGGCCUGUACCUCGGGGCGCCGCGGGCGCUCCCGACUGCGGCCUUCGGUGCCGCCGUGCUGGCGUGCUCGGAGGCGAGGGAGUGGGAGCGGGCGCUGCGGCUCCUCGACGGCCUCCCGCAGCGGCUCGGCGGCCCAGAGCUGGACCAGCCGGCCAAGUCGGCGCUGAGGGCUUACAGCACGCUCCUCAUGGAGUGUGAGCAGGGGGGCCUGACGGAGCACGAGAUGACCCUGUUGCGGGCGCAGCUCGCCCCGCGCCCCGCGCUCGUGAUGCCGGCCCGGGCGCCGUACGCGAAGGAGCUGGCCCUGCUGCAGCACGUGCUCGCCACGGCCACGCGGGGGGACCCCGCGUCCGUGUGCGCCGCCAUGCAGCGCUUCGGCGAGGACACGCUGGCGCUGAGCCGGCGCUGGCUCAAGAUCGUGGCGGGCGAGAAGGCGGGCGUCGUCGCCUCCGCCUUGCGGCGCGCCCCCGCCGGCGAGGUCGAGGUCCUCGAGAUCGGUGCGUAUUGCGGCUUCUCCGCGGUGCUGAUGGCGCGGGAGAGGCCAAGCGCCCGUGUCACGUCGCUGGAGCUGGACCCGGUGCACGUGGUCAUCGCCAGGAACGUCAUCGCCUGGGCCGGGCUCACAGGCGCGGUGCGCGUUGUGACGGGCCACAGCCGGCACCUGCUGCCGCGGCUGGCCCGGGCGCGGGAGGCGAGCGGCCGCCCGCCCUUCUCGUUCGUGUUCAUGGACCAGAGGGGCUCCCGAUACCACGAGGACCUGGAGCUGCUGGAGCGCCACGGGCUGGUGCGCCCCGGGACCGUGGUGCUGGCGGACAACGUGCUGAAGCCUGGGGCGCCGCUGUUCCUGUGGCGCGUCACGCAGGGCAGGGCGUACUCCACGACCAUUGUCAGCGUCACCGAGUUCGCCAUGCCUGCCGAGGACUGGAUGUCCAUCAGCACGCGCACGGACCACCCAGACGCCACGUGCGCCGAGCCCCCCGCGGAGCUGCGCCUCCUCGACGCCGAGUGUGACCGCACCCGCGACCGCGCGUCCAACGCGGACGGCGGCGUGCCCUUUGCCGACUGGCGCGCCGCCGCCAGACGCCUGCGCAGCGCGCUGCUUCGAGCUGGCAUAUCCGCGCAGGCGCAGGCGCCCGCCAACUACUUGGUGCCCGAGUGGCUGCGCGGCCAGAGCCAGUGCGAGGGCAGUGCGGGCGGCUGGGCGGGCGCGCUGCGCUUGCUGAGCGCCUCCCUGGCCUCGUCCGAGCUGGACGUGGGCUCCUGGAAGGCGGUGAUCAGCGCAUGCGCGCAGUCGGGGCAGUGGGCCGUGGUCCUGGACCUCCUGCGGUCCAUGCAGGCCCACCGAGCAGAGCCAGACAGCUUCGCGCUCACCACCGCGAUGGGCGCGUGCGCCCGGGGAACGGCGUGGGCAGAGUCCCUGCGGCUCAUGGGCGAGAUGGCCGCGCCCGACGCGCCCGCGUUUGGGGCCGCAAUCGCUGCGUGCGCAAGGGGCCAGCAGGCCGGUCGCGCCCUGAGGCUGCUCGAGAGAAUGCGGCGUCGGCGGCUUGAUCCCGACGCGCAGGCCUUCGGGGCCGCCAUGGACGCUUGCGAGAGCGCUGGCAAGCAUGUCGCGGUGCUCAAGCUCUUCGACGAGAUGCGCUCGCGGCGGCUCGCUCCCUUGCCGGGCUCCUUCCACAUGGCAAUCGGCGCCUGCACCCAGCGCAAGCAUCGCGGGCGGGUGCCAGAGCUCCUCCAGCUGAUGGGGGAGCUCUCGGUCGGCCCGGGGCUGCACGCCUACCGCGUUGCGAUCGGCGCCAGCCCCGCGCGCGCCCUGGAGCUGCUGGCCGAGGCGAGACGGCAAGGCCUCUCCCCGGACGUCGUCACCUACAACGCCGCCGUGGCUGCGGCUGCCCGGCGCGGGCGCACGCAGGAUGCCCUCGGCCUGCUGCGUGGCAUGGCCGCGUUGGGCGCGGCGCCCGACCGCGAGAUGCGGCUGCGGCGCGUGGCGCUGGACCAGGCUGGCCAGGCCGCGGCGCUCGGUGGGAAGGAGGAGAGCGCCGAUGCGCAGGCGGUGCUGCCGCUGCUGCGGGCGAUGCGGGAGGAGCGGCUGGCGCCAGCGGUGGCCCCCGCCGCGUCGAUGCUCAUUCGGACGUUCAGCAUGCCAUCCUGGAAGCCAUCGGCCGACAUUUGGCGCGUGGAGUGGGCUUCCCAUCGGAACAGUGAAAGCUGCCAGGAGUAG
Messenger RNA from Prorocentrum cordatum, 2325 nucleotides. Lineage: Eukaryota; Dinophyceae; Prorocentrales; Prorocentraceae. The record is from the annotation of a GenBank genome assembly.